Molecule: messenger RNA, 4380 nt
Organism: Rubroshorea leprosula
Lineage: Eukaryota; Viridiplantae; Streptophyta; Magnoliopsida; Malvales; Dipterocarpaceae
Source: the annotation of a GenBank genome assembly
GACAAACUAUUGUAACCCCGUCUUUUCCCAUUCAAUUUCUCCUUCUUCUUUUCUCUUUCUCUGUCUCCGCCCCCUGCUUUCGACUCUGCAGAGAAAGUAAGAAAGAAAAGAAAGGAGGAUAGGAGAAACAAGAGCAGUAGAUAGUUUCGUCAAUGGAGUACCGGAGACGUUCAACUUCUGGUUUUCCUAAGGGUCUUCGUAAUGGCCACAGCAGCUUCAACGGGAGAGGCAUAUUCAACGGCCUAUUUGAUUAUCGAAGGGACUCAGGCCGGGUGGUAGUACAGGAUUACGGUGAGAUAUUUGGCGGUGCUGGUGCUUCGAUUCCGGUUCUUGAUGUCCCUGAAGUGAAUGAGAGCGAAAUGCUAGUCGAUGUCUUGAGUUCCAAGCUUAAUUACUCCAACAUUUUUGGCGGUUCUGCAGAGUUCGAUUUCGCUGCCUCUCAUGAGCAGUUACUAUCCAAACCAAAAAUGGAGAAAAUGACUCCGGUGGCCAAGACACGAUCCCACUCAGAAAGCUCGUUUCCUUCUAAUUUUCCGGUGGCAAAUGAAGUUGCAUCACUUGAAGCCUCGCAUCAAUCUUUUGGUGAUAUAAAGAAGUUCAAGAUGUCAUGUAAGAAGAGCAGCCCAGGGACCAAAAAUGGGACUAACGGGACGAUGCAUGCUGCCCAGCUCCAUGGAGGUCCGGCUGGUUAUACUUUCUUAGUUGAUGAAAUCAUUCCAUUGCCGACGACUCAAGAUGACAAGCCGGUAUCCUCUGCAACACAUGACGGUUGUCCUACCAUCAAUUUCAGUGAUGGAAUGAUGGAAUUCAGACAUCAUGGGAGAACCAUGUUGGACCUUCCUCCUGACGGUGGUGCUUCUAAACUUAGUUCGGAACGGGAUCAUGCAAUUCAAGGAAAAUCCAGUGGUAGUGAAUAUCAUCAAACUGACAUAUUUUUUGAUGCAAACGAUGUUGGCCUUGGUAAACAGCCUUCAAGAGUGUCACCAGCUUCAAGCCUGCCGAACAACACAGGGAGUAAGAAAUGUCAUUCUUCUAAAUCUGGUGCUUCCAUGACUCACAUUUCAGGAGAUGCUACUGCUGUUUCUUCACCUCCUUACUUUGAUGAGGAAAUAGAUGUAAAUUCAGUGGCAGCUACCUCUGCAGCUGCAGUGAAGAGGGCAAUAGAGGAGGCUCAAGCUAGAAUAAAAAUGGCAAAAAAAUUGAAAGAAAGAAAGAAAGUCAGGCACCAAAAUUUUGUGAAACCAAAAUUUGAUGGCUUGACAGGUAAUGAGAGGAAGGAGGUUAAGGAUACAGUCAAAGAAAAGAAAUUUGGAGAGCAGGAAACUUCAGUUCAAACCUUCUCUUCCAUAAGAAAGCCAAAUGCAAUAGAACCUGUCCAAAUGGUUCCAGACUUGGGAGACAGAGAGAAUGCUUUCGUUGGCAAUGAAGCCGCAGGAGAAGCACAUGGAGAAAAUUUCAGAUCAUUUAUGGCUAACCAAAGACAGGAAGAAAUAGAAGAAAGCAAAUCAGGAAAAAAGGGAGAGAAGGUAAAAUAUAUCAUGCAGUCUAUGAAUGAAUGUCAACCAGAAAAGAAUAAAGCCGAUGAAAACCAAGAAGAUGAUGUUAAGAAAGUAGAAGCUAUUGAAGAGACUAGCACAGAUGUGGUUGAGGAGGAGCAGGAUGCACUGACUGCGGCAUGUGAUUUGCAAGAAUCCAGAAACAAGCAGAAGUCAGCUGAAGAGGUUCCUGAUCAGAAGCAAGAUAGAAACAAACUGAUAUUUUCUCAAAUUUGGGUGAAGAUUGAGGAGAUGCUUGGAGUUUCCACCGAGCUGGAAGCAUCUGAAAGCAAAUUGAAUAAACUAGAGAAACUGACAGAUAAUAAGCAAAUACUUGAAAGGGAAGAGCCAAAGGAAGAUAAUAGUUUGAACAGAUCAGAAGAUGCUCAGCAAUGUGCACCUGAGACUGAAGAAAGUCAAACAGUACUCCAAGAUAUUCCUAUGAAAGAAGAAUGUGGGGUGAGAUUUGAAGAAGCUUCUGAAAUGGUGGAGUUGGAGGAGGAACAGAAAGAGUUCUGUGGAGUGGAAGACAAUGAUGAGAAACACGAUUUAUGCAGUGAAUAUGCCGAGAAACUUAUAGACAAAUUUGAGAAAAUGGAAAUAUUUGAGCAGAAACUUGAUGACUUUUAUUACGUGGAAGAAAAUGAGAACAAAUUUAAGGAGGGUGAUGAAUCAGGAGGGAAUCAGGAAGAGACUGUAAGUGUUGUUAAGGAGGUUAAUGAGAUCAAAGAAACUGAAGAGACACAAAAAGGGACUUCCGAGUGGGAGAACACUGAAAGGGUACCAGAGCAGACUGAUCAGCGUGUAGAAGGUGAGAGGAUGGAAGAGACUGAAAAGGCUUAUGAAAUUGAAACUGAAGACAGAAAAAAAGGGACAACUGAAUUGGAAAACACUCAGAUGAUACAAGAACUGACUGGUGGGAUUAUAGAUGGUGAGAAGCCAGAAAGUACUGAAGAGGAUCUUAUGAGUCAUAGCGAUGUUGGCGAAGCUGAGGAUACAUACAAGCAAGUUGAAAUAAAAAAUCUAAUCGAAACUCAGCAACACUUUGAAGAAGUAGUGACAACUCUAGAGGUAUUUGCACGUGCAGAUAAUUUUGGGAUAGAAGAACUUACUGAAGCUUGUCUUCAAUUCAAGGAGACUGGAAGAGAGUCUGAAGCACUUGAAGUGGAUAAUGAUGUGGAACACACAAGGGUAUUUGAUGCAUCUGGCUUGGCAGAUGGCAUCUCUGAACUUGAUGAGAUCAAGAGGCAAGCAGAGAAUGCAAGAGAGGCCCCUGCUCUAGACAAAAAUGGGAUGAAUGUUGGUAUGAUGGAUAUGAAAUUUGAGGAAUUCCAACAUGAUCAACAUGCAAAAGGAUCUGAAAUAUUCUGCAACGUAGGAACAGAUGUGGACUUGGCAUGUGAAUUAGAAAAGAGUAAUAAGGAUUUUGAGGAAGAUGGAGCUGCGGUACAACAGGAGAACAAAUAUGGUUCUGAAUCCACGGAUGGGAUAUUGUGGCCAGAUAAUGGGGAAAGUAUUGAAGCAGCAGAUCAGCCACCUUGUACAUUUGAAGGGAAAGAGGAAACUGUGGGAAUAGCUCAUGAGACUGAGACAAACCAAAGCACAGAACAAGAUGACAAGAACCAUUGUAAAACCCUGACAGAGAUGGAAAUGGACCUAGAGAAGGAUGAGCAAAGAAAAAGAGAUGAAGCAAAAGAAGGAGAAAAGGAGAGAGUAGCCGUUGAAAGAGCAGUCCUUGAAGCUUGUGAUAGGGCCUUUGCUGAAGCCCAAGAAAGGGCUGAAAGGGCAGAGAGGGCUGCAGCAGAAAGAGCAAAUGCAGAAGCACAUCAAAAGGCAAUGCCUGAAGCCCGACAAAAGUGGGAGAAACCUUCUUCUAAGGUCAAUGAUAAGGCUUCUAUGGAGGCCAAGCUCAAAGCUGAACGUGCAGCAGUUGAGAGAGCUAUUGCUGAGGCCCGGCAACGUGCCCUAGAGAAAGCCAUGUCGGAGAAGAGUGCCUUUCAGGCAAGAAACCAAGCUGAAAAGUUUUCUGCUGAGAGGUUAUCUGGUUCUUCCAAAUAUAAUGGAACAAAACAUACUGUUCGACCUUAUGAUUCACAUUCUAAUGGCUCUAAUACUUCCACAAGUUCAAGAUAUCCUAAUUCUUCAAGUAAUGGUGUUAUCCACACUUCUGAGAGGUUUGAGGGUGCUAAUGGUGAACCUGCUCAGAGACAUAAAGCUAGGUUGGAAAGGCAUCAAAGGACAGCAGAAAGAGCGGCAAAAGCUCUUGCAGAGAAGAAUAUGCGUGAUCUUAUUGCCCAAAAUGAGCAGGCUGAGAGAAAUAGAUUAGCAGACACUCUUGAUGCUGAAAUCAAAAGAUGGUCAAAAGGAAAGGAGGGAAACCUGCGUGCACUGCUUUCUACUUUGCAAUAUGUUCUUGGACCAGAAAGUGGUUGGAAGCCAGUCCCUCUUACGGAUCUUAUAGCAACUGCUGCUGUAAAGAAGGCCUACAGAAAAGCCACACUCUUUGUUCAUCCAGACAAGUUGCAGCAAAGAGGUGCCAGCAUACAGCAAAAGUACACAUGUGAGAAGGUUUUUGAUCUGCUAAAGGCAGCUUGGAACAAAUUCAGUGCCGAGGAACGGUAGAAACAUGGCCUAUUUCCACUUUCUAGGUCUGCAAAAUGCAAGUAGUAAUCCUGUGUAUUGAACGAAGCAAAUUUUAUGGAAGAAACAUAUGUCAAUCUUAAUUCAGUACUGGCACUUGUGCCUGAAACAGAUUAUUUACUCACAGCCAACUCCCAACAGUACAUACGAUGAGAAUCAAUGGGAAUGCCAUGAAAAGAAGAUGCCAUAAAUGAGAUUUAUCUCU